Phasianus colchicus (ring-necked pheasant) is the source of this 2968-nucleotide messenger RNA. RefSeq names its product protein serine kinase H1 (gene PSKH1). NCBI's taxonomy places the organism in Eukaryota, Metazoa, Chordata, Aves, Galliformes, Phasianidae. Gene Ontology annotation, molecular function: ATP binding; protein kinase activity. Gene Ontology annotation, biological process: protein phosphorylation. The record is from RefSeq and is a predicted model, not a curated record.
GUCAGGAGGCGGGGCCGGGCCGCGGGUCGGAGCGGGUUGAGAGUGAAUGCAGAGCGUAAACUUCUUCCUCCUGUUGUCCCUCUAGAACACCUUUUUUUUUCCAAGUAAUUCUGAUGGAAGACCAGCUGGGGUUCCUGCAGUGCUGAAUAGUUGCUUGGAGAAGUGGUGAAUGAGUGAAGAUACUCUCGGUGAUGGUUCAAACGUGGGAGCUGCUGCAGAUGUGGUUGCUGCUGCCCUGGGAAGAUGCCUUGAUAGGGAAUUAACACCCGUCAGUGAUGGGCUGUGGGACAAGCAAAGUGCUUCCCGAGCCCCCCAAAGAUGUGCAGCUGGAUCUGGUUAAAAAAGUAGAACCUUACACGGGCCACAGUGACAUCUACAAGCAUUUCAUCAAAGAUGAUGGUGGGACUGUCAUCAAAGCUGGCUCUCCCUCACCCCCACGUCACACAAACCCGUUUCCUGGUAACCCCCUGCCUGCCCACCCAGCCCAGCCCGAGCCCCGCAAGAACAAAGUGGCCAAAUACCGUGCCAAAUUUGACCCCCGAGUGACAGCCAAGUAUGACAUCAAAGCCCUGAUCGGAAGGGGAAGCUUUAGCCGAGUUGUGAGGGUGGAGCACAAAGCCACCAAGCAGCCUUACGCCAUCAAGAUGAUAGAGACCAAAUACAGGGAGGGGAGGGAGGUGUGCGAGUCGGAGCUGAGCGUGCUGCGGAGGGUUCGUCACACCAAUAUCAUCCAGCUCAUAGAGGUGUUUGAGACCCAGGAUCGGGUGUACAUGGUGAUGGAGCUGGCAACUGGGGGAGAACUGUUUGACAGAAUCAUUGCCAAAGGUUCCUUCACGGAGAGGGACGCCACGCGCGUGCUGCAGAUGGUACUUGACGGUGUGAGGUACCUGCACACGUUGGGUAUCACACACAGGGACUUAAAACCAGAGAACCUGCUUUACUACCAUCCUGGAACGGAUUCCAAAAUCAUGAUUACAGACUUUGGAUUGGCCAGUGCUCGAAAGAAAGGAGAUGAUUGCCUGAUGAAAACCACCUGCGGGACGCCGGAGUACAUCGCUCCUGAGAUCCUGGUCAGGAAGCCCUACACCAACUCUGUGGACAUGUGGGCUCUGGGUGUCAUCUCCUACAUCCUCCUGAGUGGCACGAUGCCCUUUGAGGAUGACAACCGCACCCGAUUGUACAGGCAGAUCCUGAAGGGAAAGUACAGUUACUCGGGUGAGCCCUGGCCCAGCGUAUCCAACCUGGCCAAGGAUUUCAUCGACCGCCUGCUCACCGUGGAUCCCAGCGACAGGAUGACAGCCCUCCAGGCCCUGAAGCACCCCUGGGUGGUCAGCAUGGCAGCCUCCUCCUCCAUGAAGAACCUGCACCGUUCCAUCUCCCAAAACCUUCUCAAGAGAGCCUCCUCCCGCUGCCAGAGCACCAAAUCAGCACAGUCCACACGUUCCAGCCGUUCCACCAAAUCCAACAAGUCAAGGAGGGUUCGGGAAAGGGAGCUGAGAGAGCUCAACCUGCGCUACCAGCAGCAAUACACUGGCUGAGCACCAGGCUGGGACCUGCCCGAAAUCUUUCCACACAUCUUCUCUGCAGUGUAGCUGUGCAGCACCCUUUGCUGCAGGUUCCUCCCUCCCUUCUUUCAGGUGUAUCCCCUCCCCUCCACCCCGCCGUGUGGAGGAAAAGGAACCUUGUGGUGGCACUUGUGGGCCAGCUGUGCCCGUGCAGAGAAUGGAGCAGCUCUUUUUGCUCGGAGCCUCGAGUAACACACAAAUUAAGGAGCUGCAAACGAGGAGAAGAGCUCUUUCUGUAGCCCAGGAGCCUGGUUGUUCGUAGUUAUUUAUUAAUUCCACUCGCAUAUGGAAACAAAAUCACUUUGUAUGUGUGCACGUAGCACAUACACACGUGGGGGUGUGUGUAUAUAUUUAACAAAUUUAUAUAUACACACAUUCUGAACUGGUUUAGUCACACUCUGUGGUGCCUUUGCAGUGCAGCUGGUGUGAGUCACAUGCAGUUAGAACCAAGAUAGCACUGACUCACAGCGUGCUGCCCAUCAGCUCCUCGUCCCAGUGCAGUGUCAUGGAGAUGCCAGACAGCAGUUGUGAAUGCGAUGGCCGUGAAGCUGUGAGGAUCCCCAAAGGGGGCUGCCUGCCAUCGGUGUGCUGACAUCAAGGGUUUGCUCACAUGAUGCAGAUUGGCAACCGGACCGAAACGCUGCCACCUCGGAGCUGGAGUCCCAUCUCUUUCAUCCUGACUGCAGGGGUGCUCCCCAGUGAGGGGCAGCUACAGGAGGAUCAUCCUGCAGGAACUUUGUGCUCCACAGAGAUGAAGGCAGUUUUUAGGGGUUCCCCUAUUUGUAGUAGGAGCAGUGCCUAACAGGCAGGGUUUGGUUUUGUUACCGUGAUGUGUGCCUUACUGUUACCAACUGUGUUUCCAAUGCUUUGGUUGCUCUGGGGUGUUCCCUGUCCUCCCCUGCUAUUGCCAUCAGUUCCCUGGAGCAGGGAAGUGGUGGUGGGAGCUGGUGGGGUGACCACAAGUGGCUCCAUAGGGGUAGAGUAGGAGCUUGGCUAGCAGAAGCCCAGUCCUGAAAUGACAGCAGUGAGAGAUGAGCAGAAACCACCGAGCUGUUAGAUACAGCUUAAAUCCACCAGGAAAAAGUGGGCUUUCAGUUCUAUUGAGCUGAAAAAAGGAAAUUUCUAGGGAUGUGCUUCCCAUCCCAGUGCUAGGAACCUAACUACUUCAUGUAUCUUUUGUUCCCAAGCUCAUGGUGAGGAAUAUGACAGAGCAUACUUAAGGAUGAUGUCUCAGACACUUGCAGGGGUGAAUUCCAAACCCUUUCCAUGGGUUUGCAUGUUACAUUGGAAGCUCUGCAUCCCUUGCAGGCUGCUCUGUCCUGACUGCCCAUCCUUCCAUCAGCAUUAACUGCUGUUGCAGAAUUACUAGCUGUUUUUACUUUAGCUCUGUGGGCUAUGGGUGG